AUGGACAAAAUCACAGACAAGAUCGCCGCUCUGCCGGCCAACGCCAACUACUUCUCCCUCGAGUUCUUCCCCCCAAAGACGGCCAUGGGCUUCUCCAAUCUGAGAGAUCGUCUGGACCGCAUGGAGAGGGCCCUUCGCCCCUUGUUUGUCAACGUCACAUGGGGUGCCGGCGGUUCCACGGCCUUCAAGUCUCUCGAGCUCGCCGAGAUUUGCCAGCGAGAGCUGGGUCUCACCACCUGUCUUCACCUGACCUGCACCAACAUGAGCCGCCGUCUCGUCGACAAGGCCCUGGAUGAUGCCAAGGUCCUCGGCAUCCGCAACAUCCUGGCCCUGCGCGGUGAUCCGCCGAGGAAAGCCGAGUACCAGGACGCAGUCGACGAAGAGUCGGAUGACGGCGAAGAUUUUGUUUGGGCCACCGACCUCGUCAAGUACAUCAGGAAAAACCAUGGGGAUUACUUCUGCAUUGGCGUCGCCGCCUACCCCGAAGGCCACGCCGAGGAGAGCCACCCCCUGGGACAGAGCCUCGAGCACGACCUACCGUACCUUGUCGAAAAGACCCAGGCCGGUGCCGACUUUAUCAUGACGCAGCUCUUCUUCGACAUUGACGCCUACGACCACUUUGAGCAGGUCCUGAGGGAGCACCCGAGCGGCGCCUUCAAGACGAUACCUAUCAUCCCCGGUCUCAUGCCUAUCCAGAGCUACCAAAUGAUCAAGAGGACAACCAAGCUGAGUCACGCCAAGAUUCCUGAUGCGCUCAUGGCCCGGCUCGACGCCGUCAAGGGAGACGACGAAAAGGUUAAGGAGGUUGGCGUCGACAUUGUCAGUGAGCUCGUGGACCAGAUCCGCGCCGUCAAGAGCAAGCGGACGACGGGGCCUCAGGGCUUCCACUUCUACACCCUCAACCUGGAGAAGGCCGUGUCUUUCAUUCUCGAGCGUACCAAUCUCAUCCCCGACAAGGAGCAGGAGGACGAAGAGGCCGUGAUUGACGAUGCGACAACGCCGCCCGUCGUACCAACCGUCCAGAUCAACGGUUUGCACCCCGGCUCACACCACCGGCCCGGACGCAGGCAGUCGUCAAUCGGCUCCGACCCGCAUAACCGCGUCAUCGUCUCAUCGGCUUCGAAUCAUGCCUAUGAAACCAACCCUGAGGGUGCCGGCCUGCCCGCCGAGCCCAUCAACACGCGUGCCAACACGCUCGCCAUCUCCGAGGGUGAAGGCGUCCUCGGGCGCGAGGCCACGUGGGACGACUUCCCCAACGGCCGCUGGGGCGACGCGCGGUCCCCGGCUUACGGUGAGAUUGACGGCUACGGCGUCAGCCUGCACAUGUCGGUGACGCAGGCCGUGCGUCUCUGGGGCCACCCCAAGUCCUCUGUGGACAUCAGCACCCUCUUUAUCAAGCACAUUCGCGGCGAGCUCAGCGCCAUCCCCUGGAGCGAGGAGGGCCUGUCGCCCGAGACCAACAUUAUCCAGGAGCAGCUUAUCGAGCUCAACACGCGCGGCUGGUGGACCGUCGCCUCGCAGCCCGCCGUCAACGGCGUGCCGUCGCGCGACGCCACCUUUGGCUGGGGCCCGAGUCACGGCUUCGUCUUCCAAAAGGCCUUUGUUGAGCUCUUCCUGCCGGCCGCCGACUGGAAGGUGCUUUCCGAGCGGCUCACAGGUCCAGAGGUCGAGGGCACCGUGUGCUUCUACGCCUGCAACGGCAACGGCGACUUUGCCACGUCCGACGACAGCGGCGGGCUCGUGAGGACGGCGGUGCCGGCGAGCACCAACGCCGUUACGUGGGGCGUCUUCCCGGGCAAGGAGAUCAUCACGCCGACCAUUAUCGAAGAGGUCAGCUUCCGGGCCUGGAGCGAGGAGGCCUUCAAGAUCUGGGGAGAGUGGUCGCGGGUGUACGGCAGGGGGCACGAGAGCGAAAAGUUCCUCAAGACGGUCAAGGAGGAGUACUGGCUCGUCAACAUCAUCCACCAUGAUUUCGUCGAGACAAACGCGCUGUGGGAUUUGCUGAGGGGGUAG
This is a messenger RNA of Verticillium alfalfae VaMs.102, 2013 nucleotides long. Its product is annotated as methylenetetrahydrofolate reductase. Bases 1 to 2013 code for a protein of 670 amino acids. The record is from RefSeq and is a predicted model, not a curated record. Gene Ontology annotation, molecular function: methylenetetrahydrofolate reductase [NAD(P)H] activity; FAD binding. Gene Ontology annotation, biological process: tetrahydrofolate interconversion. Gene Ontology annotation, cellular component: cytosol. Lineage: Eukaryota; Fungi; Ascomycota; Sordariomycetes; Glomerellales; Plectosphaerellaceae. The transcript has a single exon.